UUUGCUACUGUUUUAUGGUAGUCCUUUUUUUGGAUUGUUUGCUAUAUUUCUUCCAAACGUUCUCUGUUUAUUUUCUACCUAAUCAAUAAUUAUCAGUCUACCUAUACUGUAGUCUCCACCGAAACAUCGAGCAAUAACUUGCGCAAGAUAAUCUGCUGCACAACGAGCACUGAACAUGCGGGGCUUUUCGGGGCUUUUCGGGGCCCAAUGCAUCCGAGGCCCUGCAACCAAGACUGUCCGAAAGCGGAAAUUCGCCACGCGUUCUGCUGGCUGCCCAGGGCCCUGCUGCUUCGGGACGCCUGCCUGUUUGGGAAAGGCCUCUGUGUUCGCAGAAAAAAGAAAAUUUUUCUGGAUUCCGCUCAAAAAAGUUUCUGAUCUCACUGCAGAAAGUGAAGAAAAACCAAAAUCCAACAGUGAAGAAAACUUUUGCUCGUUCAAUUGUGUAUCUUUCUUGAGUCUAUCUCUUUCUCUUUCUCUUUCUCUUUCUCUUGAUUCCACUUCUCAUCCUCCGCUCUCCACCACAAUAGACUCCACGACGAUAUACUAUAUUAUAACUCAACAUCUCCAACACUCAACAACAGAAGCCUGCCAGUAGCUUGUUCCUUAAUAACCACAACACAAACCGAUCACCAACCCAACCCCAAUCCCAAUACUGUCUCCAGCUGACUGCUCAUAAGGUAUAACUGCAGCUUAGAAAAUUUCUUAUAUUUUUGUUACUUCUAAUUAAUUCAAUUUCUUUACCAUUGUUUUAUUUUAGUUUUAAUUCUGAUUAUAAUU
Molecule: messenger RNA, 777 nt
Organism: Ascoidea rubescens DSM 1968
Lineage: Eukaryota; Fungi; Ascomycota; Saccharomycetes; Ascoideales; Ascoideaceae
Exons: 1
Coding region: 176-595 (139 amino acids)
Source: RefSeq, a predicted model, not a curated record